AUGACUGCGCCGCAAAGCAAGAAGCCGGACGAGCCCGUGGGCAACGACUCGAUGGACUCGGACAACGAAACGGCCUCGAGGACAUCUGCCGACGUACAGCGCCACGAUCGCGACACUAUUGAAACUGAAGAGGAGGCUGAGAGGUCGUUGGCGGGAGACCCAGAGAAGACGCAAGAUGUAGGCGGGUUGGCGCAUAUCUUUCGGCGGGACGGAAACGAAGGCGAUCAUAAACGGAGUCGGCGGCGACAACGGAAGGCGGGACGGCGCUCUAGGGGAGGUAAUGAUGAGAGUGAGCUGUUGUAUAAGGUCGAGGAGGGUGGUCGUUCUUCUAGUGCGGAGAGCAGUGCCAACUCUAGUGAGGCGGAUUUGGGGAGGAUUAGACAAGUGCAUGCGAAGCGGAAGUCAUCCAAGUGCUCGCGUGUGAGCAGAUUUGCUGCUAUCUUUGUUGGAAUCACGGUGGCCUUCCUUGCCCUGCUCUUUGGCGCAUACAAGGCGACUCGCUCCACCGAGACCGUCGAAGAGACGAAGCCGACCACUAUUGCGAAGACAAUGUCCAACGGUACGCAUGAGUUCGCACCUACGACAAUCCUUAUCUCCCUAGAUGGCUUCAGAGCGGACUUCCUACACCGAGGACUCACCCCUACACUUGGAUCGUUCAUCAAACAAGGCGUAUCGCCGAAGUACAUGAACCCCUCCUUCCCGAGCUUGACCUUUCCCAAUCACUUCACUCUCGUCACUGGAAUGCACCCAGAGAGCCAUGGCAUUGUGGGCAAUACUUUCUGGGACCCGAUCAUGGCACAAGGCUUCACCUACCAUGACCCGACCAAGAGCAUGAAGCCCGAGUAUUGGAAUGCUGAACCCAUCUGGGAGACGGCUGAACUUCAAGAUGUGCGCUCAGCCAUUCAUAUGUGGCCUGGCUCGGAGGCUCACAUCGGCACGAAGGAGCCGGCAUUCGUCGACAAGUACAAGGGAGAUGAGAAGCUUGAGAACAAGGUCGCUCGCGUGCUUGGCUGGCUUGACCUGCCUGGACCGAACGACCCUGGUGCUUCAGCGGAGACUCCACGACCGCAGCUGAUCUUGAAAUAUGUUCCAAAUGUCGAUUCGGACGGCCAUGCGUAUGGUCCUAACUCUACCUAUAUCAGGUCUACCAUAGCUGAGGUGGAUGGUGUGCUGGGGGCGUUGUUCAGUGGAUUGGAGGAGAGAAAUUUGACCAAUAUCGUCAACGUUGUGGUGGUGUCAGAUCAUGGCAUGGCGACCACAUCCAAUCAACGACUGAUUCAGCUCGAAGACCUGCUCGAUCCAGACCUUAUCGAACACAUCGAUGGCUGGCCAUUGUACGGCCUCCGACCGAAAGACCAGUCUAAGGAACAGCUUGAGAAGCUCUACCAGGAGCUGCUCUCGAAAGCCGACCUACCCCAGUACAAAGGCAGUUUCGACGUCUAUCUGCGAGACAAGAACAUGCCCGAGCGUUACCACUUCACCAAGAACAACCGCAUCGCCCCUCUUUGGAUCGUUCCCAAUCCAGGCUGGGCCGUGGUCACGAAGGGCGAGUUCAACAUCGAAGACGCCCUGUCCAAGGACGAAGACUACAACCCUCGCGGUCUGCACGGAUACGACAACGAGAACCCGCUCAUGCGCGCCAUCUUUAUCGCCAGAGGUCCGGCAUUCCCUCACGCUGAAGGCAGCCAGGUCGUCCCAUUUCAAAACAUCGAGGUCUACAACAUCAUCUGCGAUUCCCUCGGCAUCGAGCCGAAACCUAAUAAUGGAACGAUCCGACUUCCGUUCAAGACGAUCGGUCUGCACGAUCCGAACGAACAUCCUGACAUCCCCGAUGAUCCACCAGAUGUCGAUUUCGGAGCACAGCUACUCCCUCCUGACUUACCUGGCGUCGAGAAUCUCCCCCCGCCAACUAUACAAGGUUCUGACCCGCCCCCGGCCGCAGAAAAUGGCCAAGACGAAGCCUUCAACCCAACACCAUCGAACGACCGACCCGUCGUGGAAGACGGCGAAUCCCAAGACGAGCAGGAUAAAUCCUGGGUUGAGUGGAUCAACGGUAAAUUGAAAGACGUCAAGGUCUGGGCGACGGGGCUAUUUGGUGGGACGAAGGAGGAUCCUCAAGAGGCGGAGGAGACGCGGCAUGGUGAGGAUUGGUAG
Zasmidium cellare ATCC 36951 is the source of this 2154-nucleotide messenger RNA. RefSeq lists its product as uncharacterized. The coding region runs from base 1 to 2154 and encodes 717 amino acids. The record is from RefSeq and is a predicted model, not a curated record. Gene Ontology annotation, molecular function: nucleoside triphosphate diphosphatase activity; ribonucleoside triphosphate phosphatase activity. Gene Ontology annotation, biological process: nucleoside triphosphate metabolic process. The transcript is spliced from 2 exons. NCBI's taxonomy places the organism in Eukaryota, Fungi, Ascomycota, Dothideomycetes, Mycosphaerellales, Mycosphaerellaceae.